Nerophis lumbriciformis (worm pipefish) is the source of this 1599-nucleotide messenger RNA. Lineage: Eukaryota; Metazoa; Chordata; Actinopteri; Syngnathiformes; Syngnathidae. The record is from RefSeq and is a predicted model, not a curated record.
AUGAGUCCGGCCGGGUGCUCCCAUGUGAACGGUUAUAAGGUGGACAACUGGAAGCAAAAUCUCCGCGUCAUCUACCAAUGCUUUGUUUGGAGUAGCACUGCUGAAACCAGGAGACGGAAGGCCAAGUCCUGUAUCUGUCACAUGUGCGGUGCCCACCUGAACAGACUGCAUUCUUGUCUGUACUGUGUUUUUUUCGGCUGCUUUAGCAAGAAACACAUCCACGAGCACGCCAAAAGCAAGAGGCACAAUUUAGCUAUAGACUUAUUGUACGGCGGAAUAUAUUGUUUUGUGUGUCAAGACUACAUAUACGACAAAGAUAUGGAACAGAUUGCCAAAGAGGAACAGAGGAAAGCCUGGAAAUUACAAGGUAACAACAGGUUCCCACCCCUAUUAAAUACAUUACAAAACUCUUUGCUUUCUCCUUCCACAGGAAUAGGUGAGAAAUACACCACGUGGGAGCCCACCAAGCGAGAGCUGGAGUUAUUACGACACAAUCCAAAGCGGAGAAAAAUCACUAUGAACUGUACCAUAGGUUUACGAGGGUUAAUAAAUCUGGGCAACACGUGUUUCAUGAACUGCAUCGUGCAAGCCCUCACGCACACGCCGCUGCUGCGGGACUUCUUCCUCUCUGACAGGCACAAGUGCGAGAUGCAAUCCAACUCUUGUCUGGUGUGCGAGAUGUCGCAGCUUUUUCAGGAGUUUUACUCGGGCCACCGUUCGCCUCACAUUCCUUUCCGGUUGCUGCAUCUGGUGUGGACGCACGCACGUCACCUCGCCGGCUACGAGCAGCAGGACGCCCACGAGUUCCUCAUCGCCGCGCUGGAUGUUCUACAUCGGCACUGCAAAGGAGACACCCUGAACAACGACAACGGGAAGAAGGCCAGCAAUCCCAACCACUGUAACUGCAUCAUUGACCAAAUUUUCACCGGGGGACUCCAGUCAGACGUUACCUGUCAGGUUUGCCACGGGGUUUCCACGACGAUAGAUCCUUUCUGGGACAUUAGUUUGGACCUGCCUGGAUCGUCCACGCCCUUCUGGCCCCUCAGUCCAGGAGGUGACAGCGGCACGGUCAACGGGGAAAGCCACCUAUCAGGGUCCACCACGCUCACAGACUGCCUGCGCAGGUUUACGCGACCCGAGCAUCUAGGAAGUAGUGCCAAAAUCAAGUGUGGCAGUUGCCAUAGUUACCAGGAGUCCACCAAACAGCUGACCAUGAAGAAGCUGCCCAUUGUAGCGUGUUUCCAUCUCAAACGGUUCGAGCAUUCUGCCAAACUGCGGCGGAAGAUCACUACGUACGUUUCCUUCCCUCUGGAACUGGACAUGACACCCUUCAUGGCAUCCAGUAAAGAGAGCAGAAUGAAUGGGCAGUAUCAACAAACAGUGGACGUCUUAAAUAAUGACAAUAAGUAUUCCUUGUUCGCGGUGGUCAACCACCAAGGCACGUUAGAGAGCGGUCACUACACCAGCUUCAUCCGCCAGCACAAGGACCAGUGGUUCAAAUGCGACGACGCCAUCAUCACCAAGGCCAGCAUUAAGGAUGUACUUGAUAGCGAAGGGUAUCUCUUAUUCUACCAUAAGCAGUUCCUGGAGUAUGAGUAG